Messenger RNA from Paramecium primaurelia, 1237 nucleotides. The record is from the annotation of a GenBank genome assembly. NCBI's taxonomy places the organism in Eukaryota, Ciliophora, Oligohymenophorea, Peniculida, Parameciidae.
AUGGCUCCCGAAUUUGUCAAUAAAUAGUAUUAUUUUGGUAAACCUAUUAAUGUUUGGGCCUUGGGAGUUUUACUAUAUGUUUAUUAACAGGUCAUUUCCCAUUUAAAGGAUCAAAUGAUUCUGAUCAAUAUGGAUAAAUUAAAAAAGGAAUAUACAAAAAAGCUAAUGUGUCCCAUUAAUGUCAAAAAUUAAUUUAAUAAAUGUUAACCAUCAGAGCUAAUGAGAGAAUAACAACAUUAAGAGUAUAAAAAAAAUAAAAUACUAGAUCUUGUAAGACAGAUGGUUCAAUUAUUGAUUUUAAUUAAUUUUAUGUAAUAAAGAAUUCGUCUUCAGUUUGCAAAGGAUCUUAAAAAAACUUAUGGUUCAAAAUAAUCAUAAUCAAGUGAAUUAUCUGAUAGUCAACUUCAAUCCUCAUAAAAUUAAUCAUCAUAAGUAUCUUCAUUUGCUUUUAAAACUUCAAUUCCUUAAUUUUCUAAAUAAGAAAUCGAAAAGCAUGAUUAAACCUUGAAAGAACAAACUUAGAUAUAUAAUGAGAGAAAAAAGAGAAAUGGAUAGAAAUUUUAGCGUUUAACAAAAGAAUAAUAAUCAUAAUUAGUUAAACUUAUUAAGAGUGAUCCUUAAUUUUAAAAUUAAUUGAGUGAAGCUAUAAUUAAACAUACUGAAAUUGCAUCAUUCAUUAAGAAGGCUAAUACACUUAAAAUUAUGAAAUCAUUAAAUAAAACAGCUAUUGAAUUUAAAACAAAUAUGACUAAUAAAAUAUAAGCUAUCUUUCUCAAUCACCAAAAUUAAACAUAUAAUAAACUUAAAUAUUUACUAUAAGAAAAAGAGUAAUUAAUGAUUAAAGUAUUGGAAUAAAAAUUAUCUACUUAUGUUGAUAUUAAAUCAAAUUUCAAAGAUGCUUUAUUAAUAUAAUUGAAUAAAACAUUAUAAACUCAUUUAGAAGAAAACUGUAAAAAAUAUACUUAAGCUUUAUCAUCAUAAUUAUUAAUAAUGUAUGAAGGAAUUGCAUAAAUUAUUGGGCAACAUAUUGAAAUUAAUAAAGAAAAUAAAUUUGAAUAAGAAUUAUAUCAAUAAUUGUAAAAAGUUAAAGAUUACUUUGCUAAUUGUGAAUAAUAAUAUGUUAAAGUAUUUAUAUGAUAAAUAUCUUUUAUAGCGUCUAUAAACAGAUAUGAAUGAACAUUAUAUAAAUGCAAUAUAGACUAUUAUUUAAGUGUAAUAAAAACUUAAAUUAAAAUGA